CGGAGGUCCACCUCCGCCGCCGAUGCCGCCGCCGACCACCGCGGGCACGCUCCCGAACAGGGCACUCCACGCCCGGCUCCUCCGCUCCGGCGCGCUCGACGCCGACCCGUCAGCCGCCGCCCCGCUCGCCGCGUCGGCCGCCAACUCCUCCCUCCCCUACGCGCUCUCCCUCCUCCGAGCCCACCCCUCCACCUUCUCCUACAACACCGCCAUCCGCUCCCUCGCGCACGGCCCCCGCCCGCACCUCGCCGUCGCCCUCUACCGCUCCAUGCUCCUCGGCCCCCUCUCCAACCCCAACAACUACACCUACCCGCCGCUCCUCGCCGCCUGCGCCCGCCUCCUCCCCGCGAGCUCACCAACCCCGGCGGCCGCGCCGGGCACCGCCGUCCACGCCUCCCUCUUCCGCCGCGGCCUGGAUUCCCGCGACCGGUUCAUCGGCGCGUCGCUCCUCUCCUUCUAUGCGGCCGCCGGGGACCUGCCCGCCGCACGCCAGGUGUUCGACGCAAGUCCCCCCGGCCAAAGGGACCUGCCUCUCUGGAACUCGCUCCUCCACGCCCACCUCUCCCAGGGCUUCUACGCCCACGUGCUGCGCCUCUCGCGGCAGAUGCCCGCCGCCGACGAGGUCACGCUGCUCGCCCUCGUCUCCGCCUGCUCGCAUCUCGGCGCGCUCGACACAGGCCGCUGGGCGCAUGCUUCCUAUGCAAGGACCCGCCGGAGCACCACCAGGAAUCUGGGCACCGCUCUGCUCAACAUGUACAUGAGGUGCGGAGAUGUCGAGAGCGCGUGGUCCGUGUUCCGGGAGACGCUCGACAAGGAUGUCCGGACGUGGAGCGUCAUGAUCGCCGGACUGGCCACCAACGGUCUGCCCAGGGACGCGCUGGCCUUGUUCGCUGAGAUGAAGAACACAGGUGUGGACCCAGAUUCCAUCACCAUGACCGCUGUGCUGAGUGCGUGCGCCCAUGCUGGCAUGGUGGAUGAGGGCAAGAAGUUCCUGGACUGUAUGCCGGUUGAAUAUCGUGUACAGCCCACCAUAGAGCAUUAUGGCUGCGUCGUCGAUCUGCUUGGUCGAGCAGGGCAGCUAGAUGAGGCAUUGGCUCUCAUUAAGACUGUCCCGUUCAAGGCUGAUGUUGUGCUAUGGGGUGCUCUCUUGGUCGCAUGUAGGGUUCACAAGAAUGUCGACAUGGGGGAGAUGGCUGCCAUGGAGAUACUCAAGUUGGAUCCCCAGCAUGCCGGGGCAUGUGUGUUCUUAUCUAAUGUCUAUGCUGAUGCUGGGAAAUGGGACCUUGUACAAGGGGUAAGGAGCUCGAUGAAAGAACACAAGAUAUACAAGCCUCCAGGAUCCAGCAUUGUUGAGCUGAAUGGUGUGGUUUACGAGUUCUUGUCCGGGGACCGUUCACAUCCUCAGUCUGAUCGAAUAUAUGCAAUGCUUGAUGAGAUUUGCAAGACCUUAAGCCUCAAGGGACACAAGCCUUCAACUAAAGAAGUUACCUUCGACGUUGAUGAGGAGGACAAAGAAGUUUGCAUUUCACAGCACAGCGAGAAACUCGCGCUUGCCUUGGGACUCAUAAGCACGACAAGAGGGGAUGUCAUCCGUAUAGUGAAGAACCUGAGAAUCUGUGAGGAUUGUCACUCUGUCAUGAAGAUAGUCUCAGAGGUCUACGAUCGAGUCAUAGUUGUCAGAGACCGAAACCGGUUCCACCACUUCAAGAACGGCUCCUGUUCCUGCUUGGACUAUUGGUAGGACAAAAUCAGAAUGAUGGCAUGAUCAUGUACUUCAAGACAAGUGUCUCAGCCGCUGGUUGACAUGAUUUAUACGUCACUGCGGAGUGCGGACUAAUUGAGCAAGAAGCUUGCCAAAAUUCUGACCCCAGUGGCACAAACUGUUCACCUAACGUCAAGAUCGGGGGUACUGUGGAGGGUUGUUGUGGGGCGGCGAAGGAGAUGUGUGCUCAAGCAGAGGCCUUUCUUAGACGGUGCGUGAUGACACGUUGGUGAAGCCAGAGGUGGCCGGAGGGAUCCAACAUGGGGGUCUUCUACGGUGGCCCGGCUUGGUUGGAUCGUCGGAGAAAAGGACGUCAGUACACGAUUUUGUACGGCCCGAGCUCACAUCAGAUCCAAAACUGGCAUACAUCGGUAUGUUUUUGUUUUCAUGUUUUCUUUAUAGAGUCCUUGUCUUUUGUUUGUUGUGGUGAAGCGGUGGCAUUGCCCUAGGGUAGGCAUAAUGUUCUCCUCGCCCUAUCCCCAUUUCUUUCAUGUUUUUUUGGUGGCUGAGGGUGUGUGGAGCUGUGUCUUCGGCAGGUCUUUUAGGAUCCGAUCCGUUUAGAUUUCCGGUGGAUCCUUCUGCAGUCAACCGUCUGUCAUGAUCUUUGUCGCAAAUCACAACCGCCGGCAUCUCCUGAUCUGCAUCAACAAUUUUCUAGCCGUUGCUUUUACAAGCUCUUGAGUUUUAAAAAGUUUUCUCUACGAAGAGAAAGCCUAGAGGAGGCAUCAAGCUAUGCUCACAGCUCACCACCAGUGGAUGCAGGAACAAGAAGACUUCAACACCCCAAUAUUUUUGAAUGUUCUUCUACUUUUUAAGGUCCCGUGACACUUAAUAUAUGGCCUUAGGCCUUUUUGAAGAAAAAAACUUCCUAGUCACAUGUAGUACUAGUGCGCUAGAAAUGCUAUAUAGCAUUGUUAUGCAGUACUUGUGUACAUAGUUAUGGUGGCUAAAUUUAAACAUAA
Triticum dicoccoides is the source of this 2724-nucleotide messenger RNA. RefSeq names its product pentatricopeptide repeat-containing protein At5g66520-like. NCBI's taxonomy places the organism in Eukaryota, Viridiplantae, Streptophyta, Magnoliopsida, Poales, Poaceae. The transcript is spliced from 3 exons. Gene Ontology annotation, molecular function: protein binding; zinc ion binding; RNA binding. Gene Ontology annotation, biological process: RNA modification. The record is from RefSeq and is a predicted model, not a curated record. Bases 23 to 1741 code for a protein of 572 amino acids.